CUUGAAUACAACAUGCACAAAAUUGAGAGUGCGAGCAAUAAAUGUGCGGCAGCAUGGGGUGUUAUUAGGUCACAAUCAGCUACCCCGAAAUCUACAGGCACUCUGGUGGAUCCUGAUGUGUUCAACUCCCAUUUCAUUGACUCGGUCCAGGUGGCUAGAGAUGGUAUUGGAGCCUCUGAAGCAUCUCCUCAAGAACUUCUUCACCCUGCACCAACUGCGGCUGGCUGUCUGCGCACAUGGAGACUGGUGGACCCGGACCAUGUGGCGAAAGUUGUUGGAAAUAUGAAGAACACCUCGAAGGCACGGAACCAGUCUCAAAAAACCUUCCAAACAAGUGUGAGAAACCUGUUGCUGGCACACCGAUUGUUCUCAGUCCAGGAGUUUUAUAAAAUCCCAAACCACUACAUCAUGCAUCAGAGAUGUCCAUUGAUUACAACAAUGAGUCUAGAGAUGCUGUGGUAG
Molecule: messenger RNA, 462 nt
Organism: Macrosteles quadrilineatus (aster leafhopper)
Lineage: Eukaryota; Metazoa; Arthropoda; Insecta; Hemiptera; Cicadellidae
Exons: 3
Coding region: 13-462 (149 amino acids)
Source: RefSeq, a predicted model, not a curated record